Ostrea edulis (European flat oyster) is the source of this 2884-nucleotide messenger RNA. RefSeq names its product heparanase-like. Gene Ontology annotation, molecular function: hydrolase activity, acting on glycosyl bonds. Gene Ontology annotation, cellular component: membrane; extracellular matrix. Bases 29 to 1567 code for a protein of 512 amino acids. The record is from RefSeq and is a predicted model, not a curated record. The transcript is spliced from 10 exons. Lineage: Eukaryota; Metazoa; Mollusca; Bivalvia; Ostreida; Ostreidae.
AUCAGAAUAAAAUGUAAACAAUUGAAAAAUGGGUGGUUUUCGUUGUCGACGUUGUUUUAUGAUUUUUUUCCUAUUCUUUGGAAAAUGUCAGUUAGAUACUAUUUCAGUUACUUUUGAUGCAAACUCAAUAAGAUCAACAACGUCAAGUCAGUUUGUGGGUGUCACUUUGGAUUCUGGACUGAUACGGCAUAAAUGGGAAAACUUUGACUUGAGAUCUCUUAAAGUGUUGACUUUGGCAAAAGGUCUUUCUCCAUACACCAAUACAUACCUAAGGAUAGGAGGAACAUUUGCUGAUUUCUGCACCUUCACCCCAUCAGCAUUGAAGAAUGACACAGAGCAGUACAGAAAAGCAUCUGCAUUCCAUGACCUUUUUUAUGAGAUGACCAGGAGUAAGCCCAAAAAUCAAACAGAGUUCUAUAUGUCAGCAAGAAUAUGGGAUGAAAUUCACAAGUUCAUUCAGGAGGCCAAGUUUGAUUUGAUCUUUGACCUUAAUGUACUGAUGAGAACAGAAGCCAAUGAGUGGAACAGCACUAAUGCUAUACAGUUGCUGAAGUACACUCAGAGAAAGGGCUACAGAAUGGCAGGAUGGGAACUCGGAAAUGAGCCCAAUAGCUUUCAUCAUUUGAAUUCUUCCAUAAAUGUAACGGCAGAGAGCCUUGGACAAGCUUAUUAUCGUCUUUCACAAAUUUUGGCCGACUUUCCUACAAUUCGAGGAAGAAUCUUGACUGGGCCAAGCACAACACAGCUGAACAAAAAGCCCACUAUACGAUACUUUACAAGUUUCUUGGAAACGAAGGGAGGAGAGACAGUUACCUCACCAAACUUUCACCAAUACUAUGUUAAUGGAAGAACAGCUACAGUGGGGGAUUUUACAAACUCUGAAAUACUAGACAGCUUUGAAGAUGAACUAAAAACCGGCAACAUGAUUGUCGCAUUGACUGGGAAUGAAAGAAAACUGUGGCUCGGUGAAACUAGUUCUGCUUAUGGAGGGGGAGCUGAGGGACUUUCAGACGCUUUCGUAGCUGCCUUUAUGUGGUUAGACAAGCUUGGUGUGUCAGCGAAAAACAAUGUGGAUGUUGUGAUGAGACAGAGCUUGUAUGGGGGUAAAUACGCCCUGCUGGAUGCCAAAACAACGAACCCAAAUCCUGAUUACUGGUUGACAGUGUUGUACAGACGGUUGGUUGGAAAUAAAGUUCUUACAACGUCUUCCUCUAGAUCACCCGAUGUCAGGUUUUACACUCACUGUUCUGCUGAAGGGUAUCUGCCUGGAUCAGUGACUCUGUAUGGUAUGAACUUGCGGUCUGUUGGGGUCAAUGUGACUUUUCCCCAGCUGGAUGGGCAGCUUAAAAUCUACCUUCUAACUGCUCCAAACCAAGACCUCAAAUCUAGAUUUGUUGAUUUAAAUGGAGUUACCUUGGAGAUGACCUCUGACACUAGUCUGCCACAGAUGAUCCCAAUAUCUGGCACAAAUCCUGUGUACAUGCCACCAUUUUCCUAUGUGUUCAUAUUGGCAGAUGAAAAGACAUACUCUAAAGCUUGUAUUCAUUCCUGGUACAAUUUGUCCUAACAAUCUGCGUAAGCUGAGAGUUAGGCAGCGAGCUCAAAGUGGCAAAGUGAUGAUGGUGCAAUAAUUUUAUAAGAAGAAUUUUUAUCUAUUAUAUAUUUUUCAUUUAAUUUUUAGAUCUAUUUACAUAGUUGUACAUAGUAUUUAGAUCAAUGUACUUUAAGCAUUCUUGAGUGAAGGGCUUUCAAGUUUGUUGAAAUGAAGGUCUAUGCCCCCUUCAAAGGGAGAUAAUCACAAAAAUGCAAAAAUAGGGUGGGGUCAUUUAAAAAUCUUCUUUUCAAGAACACUGGGCCAGAAGAGUUGAGAUUUACAUGAAAGCUUCCUGACAUAGUUCACAUUCAAGUUUGUUCAAAUCAAGGCCCUCGGUGGUAGGUUGGGGCCACAAUAAGGGAUCAAAGUUUUACAUGGGAAUAAAUAGGAAAAAUCUUUAAAAAUCUUCUUCUCAAGAACCAAUGAGCCAGAAGAGUUGAGAUUUACAAUAAUGAAACCUUCCUGACAUAAUGCAAAUUCAAGUUUGUUCAAGUCAUGGCUCCCGGGGGUAGAUUGGGGUCACAAUAGGGGAUCAAAGUUUUACAUGCAAAUAUAUAGGAGAAAUCUUUAAAAAUCUUCUUCUCAAGAACCAAUGGGCCAGGAAAGUAGAAAUUUACAUGAAAGCUUCCGGACAUAGUGCAGAUUCAAGUUUGUUCAAAUAAUGGCCCCCAGGGGUAGGGUGAGGUCACAAUAGGGGAUAAAAAUUUUACAUUAUAACUAAUAUGUAAAGAAAAUCUUUAGAUAUGGGUCAAGAUGACUGAUGUGAGUGAUGUGGCCCAUGGGCCUCUUGUUUUUAGCAUGUCACAUUGUAGAGAUGAUCUUUAAACUCACUGGAUUAUGUUUUAUGUGCCAAUCUUAAUCUCAACCAGUGUGCUGAAUACAUGUAUUUACAUUGUCAUUAAUUAUCUAGAAAAUAUUCUGACAUUUUACUUCAUCAACAAAAACAGACAGCAUACCAUGUGUGGAAUUCAUAACUGUAUGUGAUACAUUCAGUCAUGAUUUUCUUAAAGAAAAAUCUCAAAAAUUGUUUAGACUAUAAAUAAGGUCAGUAUCAGAUAGAAGGUGACACAUGUGUCCCUAUGGUUUUGUACACUUGUAUAAAUUUAUUGUAUAUAUCUUUGUAUAUAUGUACAUAUAACUUUUGAAGAUCUUGUUUGGGAGAAAAGGAGUAUUUUUAUUGCAUAAUGUAUUUUUUUUUCUAUUAUAGAAUAAGUUUGAAACAUUCUUCAUGUUGAAUUUUUGUUUGCUACAUUUAUAUUUCUUUUCAUAUUAAAAUAUCUAAAUAAUACA